AUGCGGCCAUUGCCAUGGCGGCGGCGUCCGACGCCAUGUCUGGCCUCCCUCGCUUCGGUGCUUCUAUUUGCGGUCACCGUCGAUACCGUCCAGGCCGCCAUUACACUCAACGUUGACGAUCCGAACUCGAUAAAAGCGGCCGCGAAGAUAGCCGCGAACGGGAUGAUGAAGUACUACACAGGCGACAAGCCAGGCGACACACCCGGCAACCUUCCUCAACCAUAUUACUGGUGGGAAGCAGGGGCCAUGUUCGGAGCUCUUAUCGACUACUACUAUUUUACUGGCGAUGAUACAUAUAAUGCAAUGACACAACAAGCAAUGCUCCAUCAGACAGGUCCCGAUCGCGACUUCAUGCCACCGAAUCAGACACGUACGGAGGGAAACGACGAUCAAGGCUUCUGGGCAAUGGCAGCCAUGUCUGCUGCCGAGAACAACCACCCAAACCCACCAGAAGGCGAAGCGCAAUGGCUCGCCUUAGCUCAAGCAGCAUUCGAAACACAAGCCAAAAGGUGGGAUAAUGCUACUUGUGGCGGUGGAUUAAGGUGGCAAAUAUUUACAUUCAAUGGAGGAUACAACUACAAGAACACGAUCAGUAAUGGAUGCUUCUUCAACCUUGCUUCUAGACUCGCAGUUUACACGAGCAACGCGACAUAUGCGCUUUGGGCUGAGACGGUGUUCGAUUGGAUGCAUAACAAGAUCGGACUGAUCGACAAGGACUACAAUUUUUUUGAUGGAAGCGAUGUAUUGCUGCAGUGCAAAGAGUUCGAUCAUAUCCAGUGGACAUACAACGCUGGAGUCUAUCUGGCAGGGGCGGCAAAUAUGUACAACUUCACCGGCGGAUCACCCACAUGGGAAGCCCAUCUUCGCGGCAUAAUUGCCAAUCUCGCGCACUUUAUGCCCGAUCAGUCCUCUCAAAUUCUGGUCGAGACCGCCUGCGAGCCCAUCAACUCAUGUAACGUGGACCAGCGCUCCUUCAAAGCCUAUCUUGCGCGCUGGAUGGCCAUGGCUGCGGUCAAAGCUCCAGCCUUUGCGCCGCAGAUCAAAGCAAUACUGCGCGCAAACGCUCUCGCAGCCGCAAAAACCUGCACUGGAGGCGAAGAUGGCAAUCAGUGCGGGCUAAAAUGGACGGAAGGAGUUUGGGAUGGGCAGCUCGGGGUAGGAGAGCAGAUGUCUGCGCUGGAGAUCUUUCAAGCGAAUUUGAUUGAUUAUGUCCCAGGCCCAGUCAAUGCGGAGAGCGGAACGAGCAAGGGCGAUCCCAAUGCUGGACAAGGAAGCAAGGUCGGUCCGGGGGACCUUCAUCGGAGUAAAGUGACAACGGCAGACAAGGUCGGCGCAGGUGCAUUGACAUUGGGAGUCUGUGGGUUGUUUCUCGGAGGCGUCGUGUGGUUGGCGAUUUAG
Molecule: messenger RNA, 1398 nt
Organism: Cyphellophora attinorum
Lineage: Eukaryota; Fungi; Ascomycota; Eurotiomycetes; Chaetothyriales; Cyphellophoraceae
Product: Mannan endo-1,6-alpha-mannosidase DCW1
Exons: 2
Coding region: 1-1398 (465 amino acids)
Biological process (GO): carbohydrate catabolic process; fungal-type cell wall biogenesis
Molecular function (GO): mannan endo-1,6-alpha-mannosidase activity
Source: RefSeq, a predicted model, not a curated record